This is a messenger RNA of Rotaria sp. Silwood1, 297 nucleotides long. The record is from the annotation of a GenBank genome assembly. NCBI's taxonomy places the organism in Eukaryota, Metazoa, Rotifera, Eurotatoria, Philodinida, Philodinidae.
GAUGUUGAACAAUCACAUUCAAAAUUAGAUAUUGUAUUUAUCAAAAACAACUAUUUAAUUUAAUUCUAAUAUUUUUUUUAUUAAAAGGUGAUAUUACUUCUUUGUUUUGAUAUUUAUCCAAAUGUUUGUUUUCAUAUAUCAAAACGAAAAUUAUUAACAAAUGAAGGUAGAGAAGCAUUACUAAAUGAAAAUUUUGUGAAUUAUGGGCGAGAAAUUCCAAUAUUUCCAUCAUCAUUUUUUUUACGUAGCAUUUUAAGUGAAAAUUCAAAUUUUAAUAAAUUAAAAAUAUUUUCUUAA